Molecule: messenger RNA, 10300 nt
Organism: Amoebophrya sp. A25
Lineage: Eukaryota; Dinophyceae; Syndiniales; Amoebophryaceae
Source: the annotation of a GenBank genome assembly
AGUACAUGAAAAUAACGACUUUUCCCCCUUACGUCGACCCCAACAGAUAGGACGACUCUGGUCCUACCAUUUUUUCGAGUAAAUUUGAUGUGACGAUCAUCGCUACGUCGAUUUUCGUUUUUGUAUUACGCAGGAGUCAUCCCUCCACAAAUUUGCAUUUGCCCGCUGUCGUCUCGUCUACUAAACUGUGUAAGUAAAUCAUUUAACCAUGACUUGUUGGUGGAUCAAUAACAAUAUAUUGGAUGUCGUGGAUAGGGGAGCCACAAGAAAGGUGCGUUGGCAUUGCUAUAGCUGGCACAACAAAAUAUGUCCACCAUGACGAUAACCCUACAGCGUGCCCUCGGAAGCAACAUGCGUUCUGUCGCCGACGCAGCAGAAUCAGACCGGCUCGGAAAGGGUCAGCGACUAAAUAGAGAAAAUGGCGCCCGAUCAAUAAAUGCGGCAUCCCAGGAGCUGCACAACAAAUUACCACUCCAAAAGAUGCGGGUGCUUGCAACAAUUGCCCUGUGGACUGCGACAGCCCUCGUGCUGGGCCUGCUUGUCGGGGCACACGCAACGCAAGUAAUGCACAAAUUUGAAUAUCGUGAGCCCGACGGUCAGCAGCGGCUCGAUGUGCCGGGAUACACUAAUCGCGUUUUAUUUUCGUUCCAGCUGGAAGAUCCGACAACUUCAGUAGCGGGAACAACACACGCAGUGGAUAAACUGUACUACGGUUUUAUUUACUCAGUCGUGCUGGUUCUGUCAGAAUCUGCAUCUUCAAGAAAAAAUCGUCGUCAAUACGAACUCGUGCUUCGAGUUUGUGUUAGUGCGUUUGUCAUAGUGAAUAAUCUUGUAUAACAAUAACCUUAACCGCAACAAAAUUCAUCAUGAUCAAGAUGAAGUAGAAGUACAAGUAUUACUAUUACAACAAUUUAUUUUCACAGAACGUUGCUUGCGCCACCGGGAUUCAUUUUCAACAAAACGUGCACGAGGGACUUCACGUUUCAGCACCACUUGAUUUUCGACACGGGUAUGGCGCCCGCACCUGUGACGAAUUUUGCAGAGCUUAUCCCAUCGACUACCGGCAACACGUCUUGCGUCGGAAGCGUUGAUCCCGACACGGGUCGCGGGCGACUCGAACUCGAACUCGUGACGACGUCACUAGUGGCGGAGAAUAUCUAUCCCUUCGCAAUACGGAUGACAAACCCACUCGAGGAUCCGCUUGUGAAUGCGUCUGCAGUGGGCCAAUCUCCCGAAGAAAUCAAUGCUUUCACGCUCCUGCUGAACGGGUGGAACGCAACACUACCCGCUUUUCCGCUGUCGCGAUUCAAAGACGUCAAGGUGCGGCUUAGCCAGCGCAAUCGAUCCCCGACUUGCCUCAACCCAACCGUCGCGUGUCCGGUCCACAACAUCAACUCGGUAAUAAGAUUCGAUGUGAUGUUGAUAAUCAUAAUUUGGUCAUGAUUCUCAUUCUGAUUCUCUAUGAAUUGCAACCUUCCAUACAUCAGUAUCGCAUCGCGAUCGACUGCUUGUACAGUGGCUGCGUCGAGGAGUCACAAGUAGCGUUACAAUUCAAGGCGUUUAAGGCGGUCGGGGUCGGUGGGCGCCUAGAAGUCCAUUUGCCGCUGUAUUACGCGAUGUCGCCGCAUACCAGUUGCGAGGCGUGGCGUCGGCCGCUCGCAUCCGUGGUGUGGACACCCUGGCUACCGCGGGACAUGCGCUGUCGUGUGGCAGCCGAUUUACAGUCCAUCACGAUGGAUUUCGUGGACAAAACGCAGUUGUACUUGCAGCCCGAUUUCUACGAGUAUCGGGUGGAGUUCACAGUGCUGCUGCCGAACGGACUUGCGCACUUGGAACAGGACGUUUCAAAGUACUUUUUCUGGAUUUUCGGCUAUGAUCCAGGAGAGGCUUUUGAGCUCAAUAAGGUGGACCCUGCAACAUUCGGCGUCGUUGAAGUUGAGCGGUCCGCACUGGGGAUGGCUUUGCAGGGAAGUUCGGCAGAGGAAGUACUUGCGCAAAGUCUAGGAUCGGUGACAACCACGACAACGCUGGCAGUCCAGUCGCAGGCAUUUCUGUACUCGGGAGGGUCUGCUUUCAAGACGUUGAGCAACUCGUUGUAUUCGCGCCGCCCACUACCCGCAGAUCCCUAUCCCAGCCAAGCUGUGCGCAUUCAGUCCCUAACGUUGCACUCUUCGUCCGACCUGUUUGAGGUUGCAGCGCGCUCGCCCUUCGAGCGUCAGAGUCGCGCUAUUUUGGGAGGCGAGAUUAUCGAGCUUUACUUCUACAUUCGCUUUCGCUUCCAGGUGUACCCAGGUACGCGCGUUCACCUCACGGGACCGCUUGGCUACGAUUUCUCCACUUUCUGUACUACAGUAGUGGAAAUGGAGUUGAUCCUGAAUUUGCUGCAAGUGAAAACGGUUACGCCGGGGCAGCUGGACGGAUGGGAGUGCGCGAGUAGCGCCACGGAAAUGGUGCUGACUCGCAUUGGUUACGUUGAGUACAUGGGUCAGACGCCGCUCUCUCUCAGAGUGAUGGCUCGCAAUCCAAUGACCGUAGAGGCCUGGAACAAGCUCGAUAACUUCUGGGAGAUCAUGGUUCUUGGUACCAGUGAAACUAGGGCAUUCAUCAUUAUGAUUAUAUCAAAUACUAGCAUGCGCUAUGUAUACACAUCAAACGUCAUUAUUUACUUACCUACCUAUUUGAAGCCUUAUUUUUUGAUGAAUAAUUUUUCUUGUUGAAAUGUCCAUCGCCUCGGUGAAGUUAUUUUUUGGUUGUAUUUUCAUCUGCUAUAUAUUGCAGCCGCACGACUUUGUUUCUUUCACAUUUACAGGCACUUCGACGACCACAACAACCACUGCUGCCCCGCGAGAUUGUCGCGGAGUGUGGUCGGCUUACGAUGCGUGCAAUCCGUUGACAGGUUACCAGCAGCGAAAUUACACCAUAGUCGAACCAGCUGAGGAUGGCGGCCUUGACUGCCCGCGGGCGCACGGAGAGAUUGACACUCUACCCUGUGCUUCUAGAAGCGAUGCCAAUUGUACCGCCGCAUUCGGGCCCUUCGAUACGUGCCAGAACGGACGGAAAACUAGCCGCUACGGCGUUGUCUACGACGCUGGAUUGAACAACUCCAAUGUCGUGAACGGAUGCCCGCAUCCCGACGACACCCCAGUCACGCACAGCUGUGGUCAGAAUUGCGUGGCCGGGUGGACGGCGUUCGGCAGCUGCACCCAGAACCAGAACGCACUCUGUUUCUUCGGGUACUUGCUCGACCUUGCCACAGCUACCGUGCCGCAGGACUAUGCGGUGAUUGACGCAGGAUAUUACCACGAUUUACUCUACGGUGAACGCAACUACCCGGAAACCUUUUUCCGCAGGACGGAUCUCACGUCAGACGAGGGUAACAUGACCGGCCAGGUUGGCUACAGCCUAAACUCGUGUCCCGCAACAAGCACAGCUGCGAAAUCACUUGUCAAUGCUGGACAGACGGGCGCUAUUGGAAACAUUACACUCGCGGCGGAAGAGUACAGGUAAAAACGAGGCUUCUUGUUCUUGUACAGGUUUGGUAAAUAAAAGAUUGUUUUACUUUUACGACUUUGAAGAAGAAGUAAGACGUGGUUUGUUUUUGUAUCAUGUGUAUGAUCAGGCUGCGUCUGUAUCCGUAUUAAGCACAAAAACAGUUUCUGGGACCACCACUACAAAACGUCUACGUAUUUCAUGAUGUAGAAGUUGGAGAAAAUAAACUCUGACUAUGUUGCUACAACGGAAUGGUACAAAUAAGGUAUUUUCGCGUGAAGACGCUGCCCGGUAUCGGAGGUAAAGCGUGCCCAUUUGCAACGGAUCAGAUCCAAACUCGACCGUGUGCUGUGUACUACUCGUCACCGUCGUCCACGACUACCUCCACCACGACAACGAUGUGUCCGUGUUCGGAUUGGGUCUGCGGAAAUGCCACUGCGCUGGUUUGCACUGAGCAGUUCGAGACAUACACGAAUCACUGUGUCGCUCUUCGUGCGGGAAAGUCGCUGAUCUAUCCAGGCGCGUGCGGUCUCAGAGGGAACGAGAUUCUGGAAGCGAAGUCGUAUCUUUCGUACAAGAUUGUGCCGCAGUUUCAGAACCCGGUGGUGCGGUUGACGGGGCUGAAGCGCGGAGCGGGUGUGAAAACGAAACUCGAAUUUGAGUUCUAUGCGCUGUCGUCGGCCAACACGCUCUACCUGUUUUCGGAGCCACGAUUGGACUUGGACCAAAUCUCGUUUGCGGAAGUCGAAACCGUGGACCCGAAGACGGGCCAACGGCGGCUCGAAGUACGGCAGCCCUUCGGAUACGACCCAGAGCUCACGCACCCGCUGAAUCCGCUGGUGGUCGGCAUCAUGAGCGUGAACGCGAUCACGAUCCCAGGAAACUAUUCGCAGACCUUUUUCCGCUUGGUCGACCUCAUUUUUCCAGUCGGCACGCAGCAGGUACGGUAUACGAUUCGCAGUUUCACGGACAAAACGCUCCGCGACGAGAUGUUUUUUGAGGGUUUCGAGUUGCCGGGUGGCAUCACCCUGCAUGAUAUCAAUGUGCGAGGGAGUUGGUUCCAAAAGGCCCCGGCAGCGCAGAAGAGUCAGUACAUGCUCCCACGAGCCAACGUCCAUCCAGGUCGCAUCAAGGUCACCUUCUCUGUGGCGAAUGGGCUCACACGUUUCCUCGAGAUCCGCUCAGGAACGAGUUUGCAGUUUUCGCCCGUUGAUGUAUGUCUUUACGAACAAGCUACUGGCGUCCUUCUGCCGCUGCGCGCGGUAAAGGUUUACCAAUCCCCUAAAAUAGACGGGACUCCAGGUAUGGAUGAUAUUUUGCAUCUGGAGUUGGGCACACGUGGGGACGAGAGUGAACAUGAGAAUGCGGUCUUCGGGACAACGGGCUCGCUCAUCUUUGAUAGCUCCCUCGAGGGUGACGUGGCACUCGCAAUGAAACAAGCCACAGGAACGAACGCCAAUGGAGCUCUCGUUCUUAGCGCCGGCGGCGUUGCGUCGGCGUCUUCUACAGACUCUUCUUCGGACACGAAUACGCUGAGCGGUAGCGAAACAGCUGAGAGCUCAGCGGACGCAGCCUUAUCAUCGCUGACGAGCAGCACGAGCACGUCAACGAUUUUUCCACCUGUAACGCCUGUACUUUCGCUAAACCAGUCGUUGGAGCUGAGCCGAAACCGUAUGGCUUUCCCCAUCUUGCGGGGUGACCCGAGCCAGGCCUUCACGGAGAUUCGCAUUCCCAUUUCGGAGGCGUUACCGGAUGCUAUCCCAUUGCCAGAGACUGUGAAGCCAGUGAUCGUUGAUCGACGAGAACUUGAUGAGGCAGGUACAAAUGCUGCUAGCAGCUCUAGCAAAAAGAACGUGGUAGAAGAAGACACACUGUCACUGGCUGCAAUUACCGAGGGGGGUCGGAGGCUGCAUUCGCACACGCCAGCUGGAUUGCGGCGAAUCGUGAUGAAGAUGGAAUUUGACAUGAUUUUUCAGGAGUACACAGAGGUGUACACAAACUGGCUUCGCCCGUCGACGCUUGUGAUGGAUACGACGGCACCGCCGACAGAUGCCGGAUCCUCUGGAGGGGCGGCAGUGGCCACUUCCACCACGACAACUACAACGACGACCACUACGUUUGUAGCGGGGACUAUUUCGCGUGUAGCCUACGGAUACGACGCGUUCAACACGGUGGUGCAGGAUGCUAUCGCGCGUACCCUCUUCUGCGACAACGGCGAUUACCACUUGUUUGGCAGCUACACGAAGUACUGGGAUACCGCGGAUCUGGCUCCACAGUGCGCGAACAAACCGCAGUUUGUUUGGCAACAGCCGCGCAUCCAGGUGUUGGACAUGCGUCCUGGCUUCUACGACGAUUUUGGACAUCCGUUAGCCGUAACCUACGAUUUUCUCGAGAAUGUGCGUGCGGGUGGGCAGUGGGAGCCGGAUCUUCUUGGCGGGGACACGGGGAAUCCUUGGAAGCCCGGACUGCAAGGGCCCGAAGAAUGCAAAGGCAAAUGUAGUGAGUUUCGCAAUUGCACACUUUUUCAGUACUCCAAAGUAGACAAAACUUGUCACUGGCGCUUCACCGAUUCUCCUUGGGAACCCACGCCGCGCUUCAGCAACGACAUCAACAGCUUCGCACAACGCGGAAUCACCGUCUUUCUCGAGAUCAAGAAAAAUGUUUCUUCGCAGGAACAAUCAGCUCCGGCCUUGUUUGCGGCACUGCGGGAACGCCUCAUAAAUCCGCGCUCAAAUUUUCUGCACGAUCCAGAUUUUUACCCGUUUACGCAGCGAGUCACAGGGCUGCACUCUGUGGCCGAUGACGGCACUAUCGUGACGCCAGAGGUGGACACAACGACCACCACAACCACCACACCGGUGAUCAUCUCGACUACAACCACCACAACUACCUGUCCGUUUGCCGACCCUAAUGACACAAACAGUUCGCGCAUCUGCCCGAUGGACGAAAUGGGCAUGCUGAAUAGUACGGUGGACGAUGGAACAAGUUUUCAGGAGUUAGCGAACUUUACCAUGCCAUGGUGGGUGAACAAAACGGCCCACUACCUUGUGUAUCGCCAAGACCGUGUGUGUCCGAGCAGGGUAGAAAGAUGGGGUGGCGGAAACUACAGUUUCUACAGCGAUUUGAGCAGUUACGGCAAUUCAUUGCAUAUUCGCACGCCCCAAGGCAUCCUCGACCACAAGUGGGUAAACAUGACCUACAAGGAAGCCGGACCUUUCACGUUGGAACCUCGCACCCAGUAUGUCGCAGACUUUUUCGUCCGCACGCCCUCGACCACAGAGCCGACCGAGCCGCAAGCGCAAUCCACUUGGGCUUUGGAUACCUGGAUCGAUCCAUCAUUCUCGCCUACCGAUCCUCAAAACACGGCGACCGGCGCUUUGCCGAUCAACACCAACGAUUUCUUGGACGUUGGACCUGGCGCGUUGGGCGAUUUGGACGGACCGGGCGAGCUCUCUAAGGCCGUGACGUCGCACAACCCUGCAAGCGCGCUGCUGACCAUUGACUUGACGCUUCGCACUAGCAAGGGCGGGAAGAAGUUCAUUCUUUAUGCUGCGGAAAACUUCACGUUUUCGCAAGUGCAACCAGCGCUCUGGACGAUACCGCAGUUCGACGAAGAGACGGGCGAAGAACUGCCACGGCAGUCUUUGCUGACCAAAUACCUAGGUUUCGCGCGGAUGAGCUGGGUCUAUGUGCGCCAGAACGCCGCGAUCCGCGCCACCGAUGAAGUGACCUACUACAACAAUUUCGAGGUUGACACGCGGCUCCAGCAGCGCGACAUGCGCUUUCGAGAGCGCGACACAAUCGAGAUAAAAUGUCCGCCGAUCACGCUGCAACCCGAACCCGGGAUAUUUACGACGACGGACGACUGCAAGGAGAGCGACCCCAUGCCAAUACGCGUCAACAUUACGAGUCCGCGGACGCUUACUGCAGUCUCAACGUUCUUCUUCGAAAGCUACGACGAAAACGACGUUUUGCUAGGAUACGGCGAAGUCGAAGGUACUUGCAAAACAAGUAGCUGUAUGAAUCUAGUUGAUGAGUAGGUUCCGUUUCAUCCUACAACGUGACUUCUUAGUUGUAAGCGACAAGUAGCACUAGCACCAGGCGCAAGCUCAGGGAUACAUCUAGACCAUGGCAUCUGCGUUGUCUUGUUGUUCCAUAGGUGACACUUGAGACUGGCUUCGAUGUAAUUUCCAAAUCGAUCCAUGUGAUGAUCAUGCAGGUUUCCGAUUGUCCUCGCUUCAAGCGCAGGUGACAUGGUCAAAGAUGGCACAGGUGUAUCAGACAGUCGUCGGCCUGACAGUGACGACGCGUGUGGUUGUCCCGAUGCUGACGAAGCUGCGACUGAAGGCUCCACAUGGAAUUUACCUUUCGUGUUACAACCUCGAUACCUUCUGGAGGCCGAUCCGCAAGUGCCAGAGUGCGGAUGCCUGGCGGCACUUCUACGUGAUCCUGAAUCAGACUAUUCCAGCUGGGGAGAAGAUUCAGCUGGCGUCGGCCAUUAUGGGCCUCUCCCCGAUCCACUUUGACAUGACGGAUCGCACUUUUGACCUAUACCUGGAAGAGCAGCUGCUUGGGGCCAACAUCGACGUGAAGCAUGACUUCUACGAGACAGACGGGUUCCAGGUCGUCGAGAGUCUGUACGUGGAGCGGCCGUUUCCACCGGGGCUGCACGCGCAUGGCAACGAGAUGACGUUGUACCUCAACUUUGCGCGACAGUUAGGACCGUCCCUGGUGAACAUAACGAUGACUUUCCCGCCCUUCAUGUUUCCUCCACCGUUGGGCGCAGCCGAGGAGGCAGAGUAUCUGCUUCUGAACGGCGACCAAGCAGAGGGCGCUAGCACGACUACGACAACUACCACGAAGCAAGCAACUAGUGGCGAAGGGACGAGUAGCACGAAUGCCACGGCCUCAGGGUUGAAUAACGGCACCGGCACAAGCUCCCUAACAACAGAGGCCCCUGGCACGACAGCGGAACCAGCAUCUGGCGCGGCUUUGACUGGAGAAGGUUCAAGCGGAGCAGCAGCGGCAGGAGAAACAGAGAGCAGCGGCAGCGAAGCAAACACAGGAGAAGGAACAGGCGAAGUAGGCGGAAAUGGCGUCACUUCUGCGGAAUCCACCACUGCUACUUCGACAACGACCUUCAAUGUUUACAACUACGACGCCGCAAAUCCUAUUGUGUUCUACGAAAACGAGCCGCUUCCCGUCAAGUCUGUACACACGAUGAAUACAGCUACCGAAAAGACUGUGACGUUGAUAGUGAACGACAUUGUACCGCAGGGACGAUAUGGCAUUAGGGUUACCCUACGAGGAAACUACUUCGAAAGGGCCAAAAACCCGGGGUUUAACCGACUGGAUAAGGCCAUUUAUCUGCGCAUGCACUUCAACAACUCGGAAUUCACAACGUUUUUCUAUGGGGGUGCAGAAAAAUUAGAGGAUUUCGAACUGGAUCCGCAAUACUACACCCUGAAAGACCCCCGCCCCUCGUUUAGUAGCGGAUGGCGCCGGCGGCAUUGCUCCUUUCUCGGAUUGUUACUCAUCGUUGGGGCUUACGCCAUCAUGUCGGGUUUUGCCGAGCAUUUCAUUUCAGCUUCUCGUCGCGGAAGCUACAGCCAGCCUUUAAGAAGAGGUACGGCAAUCAACGCGAUCACAAAGACCACAUCAUCAUCAAUAGCACGAAGCUUUUCUGAACUAUUUUUCGCAGGGUUGAAACUCGGUUCUCGGGCUCCUCUCUUGGCGUCGCGUACUGGCGUCGAAACUUCUACAACGGAUCAUAGUAGCUCAAGUAAAAACGUCGGGAUGGAGCAGACACCGGCAACGAGCACUAAUGGGUGCAAAAGUGAAGAUCAGGAUCAACAUCAACACACUGAUCACGAUACGAAGGAAAACCAGCAGGUUGUCGAAGAACAAGAUGGAGCGGUAAAAGAGCCACUACAAACUGCGUUUUCCGGCGAGAACAUGGAUCCGUUAGUUGCCCGGAGCUCUUCAUCUUCAACAUCUUCAUCUACAUCCUCAGCACCACUGCAGACGUAUUCGCAAAUCUCCGCCCUUCCAGAUCUCGCGCAUGCACUCUUCACGCGAUGGCGGCAGGAGGACAGGCAAAGUGCUGCCACGAAGAUAAAGAAGCUCGCAACUCUUCUAGAACUACUUGCUACUUCAGCACUCCUGGAGAGAAGAGCAAUCAAGAGGAGAGGGCUGAGUUGUAGAUACAGCAUUGCCGAGACGAGCAGGAGCAGAGGAAGGAUACGUUCAUUAGUCACGAACCUGCCACUGCCAGUGCCAGCACUCGCCAGUAGUGAAAGAGGGAUCGGACUUUUAGACGGCCUUUUUUUCAUUUUCGGCAUAGGUUUUUCAAGGGAAAACGAUCACGAUCACCAUCACGUGGAGCAAAACUAUAUUAAUCUUCGGAGCUGCUGUCCAUGUCCAAUAUUGCAAGAAAUGGCGGGUUCUUUGCCAGGACUUCAUUUAUGCCGACUGUGGAUGGAUAAGGGAUGAAUCUCAUUGCAUUACUUCAUCCCGCCUCUCUUUCAGAUAGAAGAUUGCUUGUGUGUUUGUACCCAGCCACUUCUGUUCUUAAAUAAUAUUCCCAUUCCCUCUCCGUCUCCCUGAGGAGCCUUACCCUUUCAUCUCCCAUUCCAUUCUUCAUGCAUGCUGGCUCCUCGCCUUACGAUUGACUUUCUUGAUGUUGCAACAUCGACAUCCCCUUCCCAUUGUGCGCGGGCGUAUCCCGACCUCCCAGAUAAUUCUACUGGUGUGCUUUAUGAUUUUGAGCAAGGCAGUGGUCGCAACUACUAAUGCCUUUAAUACGCGAGAU